Molecule: messenger RNA, 639 nt
Organism: Oreochromis aureus
Lineage: Eukaryota; Metazoa; Chordata; Actinopteri; Cichliformes; Cichlidae
Product: stonustoxin subunit alpha-like
Exons: 1
Molecular function (GO): protein binding
Source: RefSeq, a predicted model, not a curated record
AUCGACACAAACACAGUGAACACAAACCUCCAACUGUCUGACAACAACAGGAAGGUGACACAUGUGGAGGAGGUUCAGUCAUAUCCUGAUCAUCCAGACAGAUUUGAUGUUCUUCCUCAGCUGCUGUGUAGAAAUGGUCUGACUGGUCGCUGUUACUGGGAGGUCGAGUGGAGAGGAAGCGUUUAUAUAUCAGUGAGUUACAGAAGCAUCAGAAGGAAAGGAGGCAGUGAAGACUGUGUGUUUGGAUACAAUGAUCAGUCCUGGAGUCUAUACUGUGAUGAUAGAUUUGGUUCCCUGAUAUUUUCUGUCUGUCACAAUAAGAGAGAAACCUCCAUCUCCUUUUCCUCCUCCUCCUCCUCCUCCUCUGUCUCUAACAGAGCAGCAGUGUAUGUGGACUGUCCUGCUGGCACUCUGUCCUUCUACAGAGUCUCCUCUGACACUCUGAUCCACCUCCACACCUUCAACACCACAUUCACUGAACCUCUUUAUCCUGGAUGUAGGUUUAGGUCUUGUGGUGCCUCAGUGUCCCUGUGCUAGGUGUAAAGAGUGUCUCCUGUUAGAGAAACACUGACUGUUGAACAGAUAGUUCAGUCUGUACAUGUCUGUCUCUUUCACUCACAGAAACGUUUUCUCCCAUUA